Molecule: messenger RNA, 2494 nt
Organism: Pecten maximus
Lineage: Eukaryota; Metazoa; Mollusca; Bivalvia; Pectinida; Pectinidae
Product: putative GPI-anchored protein pfl2
Exons: 24
Coding region: 124-2244 (706 amino acids)
Source: RefSeq, a predicted model, not a curated record
GUGCCACGGAUGCUGAACUUGCAACGAUCAUCCAAAGACUUGCGGAACUACAAGGCGGAUCUUCAGGAUUAGCUGCAUUGGAACAAGCACAAACAUCAGGCAUACACAGUGGUAUCGCUACUCAUGGUUCGACAGGGAAGAUCACAUACUACAGGAAACGUUGCAUCAGGCAUACACAGUGGUAUCGCCACUCAUGGCUCGACAGGAGGAUCGCAUACCACAGGAAACGGGGGAUCGAUUUUAAAAAUUAUGACAGCCUCAUCUUCAACCACGUCAUCAACGGGCUCUAAUCCGAAGAGUUCGAGCUCCCUGUUACUCGGCUCCAGUAGAAACUCAAAUGCUGCUUCAAUCCAAGGUAGAGGGAGAUCGUCGCUUUCUUCAUCUUCUCGAUCUUCUUCAAAAUCGUCCUCCUCUAGAAAAAGGUCAAAAUCAGCAUCAUCCAAUUCAUCAUCACGCAGGUCCAGUCGGAAAUCGUCAAAAUCAUCUAAAUCGUCCAGUAAGGCGAAUAAUUCCUCAGAAAGAAGCUCUAGCUCAUCAAAUAGGAGACGCCAACUGAAAAGACAAUUGAUCAACAAAAUGAAAGCACAACGUUCCAGCAAACAAGCAGAUUAUAUCCUGUUAUUCAAUGAAGGAAAACGAAAGAGAGUGAGCCUGACAGAUUUGGAAGAUAAACUUCGCCCACUAGUAACGAGCAAAAACGAAUACCAGACUGAAGCUGAAAUACAAGUAGCCAUUGACGAUAUCGUCAAGAAGCUCCGAGAAGAAUCCCAUAAGAGAAUGCAAAAUCAAGAUUCGGAUUCGUUCUUCGUAGGCGGCCGUUACAUCGAAUUCGAUCACCCUGCACGUACCGGUAUGAGCGUAGCACCUGCCAACCAAGCUUCAAGUGGCGAACCAACUAGCCAAGUAUCAGUAAGCAACUUCGCGCCUUCACAGACUUUGAGAGAUGCAUUGGCGACACUUGUUAACCAUAGAGACAGUAACAUCGCAGCUUCAGAAAGCCAGCCUGUGUCAGGAACUGAACCGGCUGGGAAAGGUCAAUUCCUGGAUUCAUUUUUCACAAUGGGACAAGGACAGAGUGGACAAAGCGGUACUGAAAAAGUCUCGCAGACAGCAGGAGAUAUGUCUGCCACACAAGCAUUCAGAAUCGCUGCGGUGUCAUCGCUUCUUGGACAAGCCGCUCCAACUUCAGACGCCCUUAGUAGCCCAGCGAAACCCGCCGGUAGUGGUUCAACAACUAUCACCACUGUGACAUCUUCGACUGGCACACAGACUGGGGCACCAGCAAGCACCACACGUGGCUCUCAAACAAGUACUAAAAGUGUAUCAAUGACAAGUCACACAAGCAGCUCCGCUGGAAGUCUGAAUAGUGGCUCUGCAAACAAUGUAUACGACGGGCAAGAAACAGGACAUACAAAUACUGCACAAUCAGCAAACAAGGUUGAUUCCACUUCCACAUCUCACGCUGCUACUGGAUCAAUGGGUGGUCAAGAACAAAUGUCUUCCUUUCAAACUAAUGUUGUCAGCUCUACAUCACAACAAGCAUCUGUAAAUAGAGAGUACACAUCACAAGGUGCGACAGGGGCUACAGGAUCAGUUAAACCGGAUACUAAUCAACAAGCAUCAAAUCUGAUUGAUCUCAUCAUAGCAAGUGAAAAGGGCCACCCGGAAACAAUAGUUGAAAAUAGUCAAAAUCUUGCUGUGUCGGGAUCACAUGGUAGCCACGAUUUUUCAGGUUUAACAAAUACAGACAUGAUGGCUUCCGCAUUUGCCGAACAAGCUACUUCUCAAAAUGCCAGAAAUGAUAUGUUAGCAUCGGCCAUAGCAGACAUCAUCUCAUCUAACAAUGCUGAUCCCUCAGCGUCCGCACAGUUAACAUCGAACGGACAAGCAGGUUAUACAAACAGCAUGCCCUCUGUUCAUGCGGACUUGGCCGUCGUGGCUCCUCAGGAUACCCGACCAACAGGAAAUGGAGAAGCUAAUACAAACAGUCAAAGUAGCAGCGUUGUGUCAAUGUAUUCAAACUCUGAAAGUUCCGGUUCCGUUCAAGGUAUGGGUGGAGCUGGCAUGAAUACAAUGGAUACCCAAAUGGAUAACCAAAAUACGGCGGAAUUUGGAACACAUUUAGAUAUCACUGGGAUGGGUGCAUUGGCUAUGGAACAACCUAGCAAUAUGCAAGAUUUUAACCUGGCGGUAUCCUCAGCAUAUGGACAAGCGCCCCAAGGUAGUCCAACGCCAGUUGUAUAGCGCAUAGUUCAGCUUAUAUUAUUAAAGAUAUAUGCUUUUAUUAACACCAAUUACCAUCUUUUUCAUUUAUCAUUCAUCGUUUCCUGUAUUCAAGGGAGUAAAGUUUUAAUAUUGUAUCUACCAGCGAGUAAUGUCGAUUUGUUUGACGUCAGAUCUACGACCAAACAUAUAUAUUUCUUUUCGUGAAAGACAAUCUGUAUUCAGUGGCUGUUAUAUGUUAAUUGAUUAAAUAAUUAAAGGGUUCAGCCCA